This is a messenger RNA of Coffea arabica (coffee), 1473 nucleotides long. RefSeq lists its product as uncharacterized. The record is from RefSeq and is a predicted model, not a curated record. NCBI's taxonomy places the organism in Eukaryota, Viridiplantae, Streptophyta, Magnoliopsida, Gentianales, Rubiaceae.
AUGAAAGAUAUGGAUGCUCGAAUGAGCCAAAUGGUAACUGCUAUCAACCGCGUGGAGUCCUACGUUUAUGAGAAAUUGCCAUCGCAACCCGAGGCAAAUCUCAGAAAUGUAAGUGCCAUGACACUGAGGAGUGGCAAGGAAGUGGAGGGACCUAAAGUGAAAAAUCCAAAGAGCAAAAAUGAGGAGGAGAUAGAAAAAGAGAUUGAAGAGGAAGGGCGCAUUCGUGAAAAUCCUAAGGUAACAUUCACUCCUUCAUCUCCUAUUAAAUCUAACUUACCUCCUUUUCCUUGCAUGUUGGAGAAAACAAAGAAGGUAGAGAAGGAAAAAGAGCUUUUGGAUGUAUUCAGGAAAGUGGAGAUCAACAUCCCAUUGUUGGAUGCAAUCAAGCAGAUACCAAAGUAUGCCAAAUUUUUGAAAGAUCUGUGCACCCACAAAAAAAAGAUAAGAGGAGAUGAACGAGUGACAGUGGGAGAAAAUGUAUCAGUAAUACUCCAAAGGAAACUCCCUCCCAAGUGUGAGGACUCAGGGGACAAGGAGACAUUGCCGGUCAUCAUAUCUGCACACCUGUCACCAAGGCAAGAAGACAACCUUAUUCGUCUUCUUCGAGAUCAUAAGGAAGCGAUUGGGUGGAGCAUAGCAGACAUCAAGGGGAUUAGCCAUUCCUUAUGCAUGCACCGGAUUCGGCUUGAGGAUGAUGCAAAGUCGGUAAGACAGGCACAACGAAGAUUGAACCUACUAAUGAUGGAAGUGGUAAAGAAGGAGAUAUUUAAACUCCUGGAAUUGAGGAUCAUCUUCACUACCUCAGACAGUCCGUGGGUUAACCCAACUCAGGUAGUCCCGAAAAAGGCGGGAGUGACUACAGAAGAGAACCAAGAGGGCGAGAUGGUCCCAGUGAGAAAACCCACAAGACUGCGCCAGUGCAUCGAUUACCGACAAUUGAAUGCAGUGACGAAAAAUGAUCACUUUCCUCUACCUUUUAUUGAUAAGAUGAUAGAGAGGUUGGCUGGUCGUGUUUACUAUUGUUUUCGUGAUGAUUUUUCAGGGUAUUUUCAGAUUGCGAUAGCACCAGAGGAUCAGGAGAAAACUACAUUCACCUGCCCAUUUUGCACGUUGGCCUAUCGGAGGAUGUCUCUCGGCCUCUGCAAUACUCUAACAACUUUCCAGAGGUGUAUGGUAAAUGGCGUUUUCCAGUUCGCUCCCCCCAGACCGAUCGCGGUUCCUCCGAAGCGCAAAGUUUCCAAAUCUGCUACCUUGGAGAUCGGUGGUCCUUCUACGGAUGCCCCCGGACCUUCAUCUUCAGUACCUUCGCCACCGCCCCCUACUGAUAGCCAGUAUUUAGCGCUUCGUUUCCAGCCGCACCACAUGGAUACUCGAAUGGAGCGGAUGGAGCGUCAAAUGGCCGGAGUGGCGCAGAACUUAGCCCAGUACCUCCACCACGUGGGUUUUCGCCCGCCCUUCCCUCCACAGUCUUAG